CGCCCUAUCCGCUUCGAUAACCAGUUCUCGCCACUGCAUCUUCACCUCAGAGGAGAGAGAGAGAUCACAUAUUUGCCACGAAAAGGGAGAGAGAUUCCACAUACUUUUUGGAGUUCAAAGUGGAGAGAUUACUUGUAUUGGGCCCUGAACCCAGAGAGAGAACUCCAUAUUUUUUAGAGAGAGAAAUACAGCGCUUCCUCUGCGAUUAAAUCAAAGAAAUAAGAGAGGCAUACUUCUGUUCUGUGUGUUGGGACAGAGCAAGCCUUUGCAAUUUCAUUGAGAAAGAGAGAGAGAGAUUCUUGGUACCAUAUUUUCAGAGAGAGAGAGAGAAUGACACUUUCCAUGGCGGAUGAGACUGAUGUCCUAAACGAUGCUUGGGAUUACAAAGGGCGCCCUGCUAAAAGAUCCACAACAGGAGGAUGGCUUAGUGCGGCGUCGAUUCUGGGGGUGGAGCUUGUGGAGAGGCUAACCACGCUUGGCAUUGCCGUGAACCUUGUGACCUACCUGACCAAUACCAUGCACCUCAGAAGCGCCUACGCCGCGAACUCGGUGACAAACUUUCUGGGCACUUCCUUCAUGCUCUGCCUUCUUGGCGGUUUCAUUGCCGAUUCCUUCCUCGGCAGAUACCGCACCAUUGCAAUCUUUGCCGCUGUUCAAGCUCUUGGUGUGACACUCCUGACUAUUUCUACAGUGAUCCCCGCCCUGAGGCCCCCACCGUGCAACGAAGGUGGGCGCUGCGUCCCCGCAAGCACCCUGCAGCUCUCAAUGCUGUUUCUGGCCCUCUACCUGACGGCCCUCGGAACAGGGGGGCUCAAGUCGAGCGUGUCUGGGUUUGGGUCCGACCAGUUCGACGAGUCUGUGGCUAAUGAGAAGGCCCAGAUGAUGCGAUUCUUCCAGUGGUUCUUCUUCUUCAUAACCUUGGGAGCGCUGGGGGCGGUCACGGUGCUUGUGUACAUCCAGGACAACAUCGGGAGGCGCUGGGGGUACGGGACCUGCGUGUGUGCCAUGGUGGUGGCGCUCGCCGUUUACUUGAGCGGGACAAGGCGGUACCGGUUCAAGAAACUGGCCAGCAGCCCUUUGACGCAGAUCGCGCGAGUGUUGUUCGCCUCAUGGAAGAACAGGCAUCUGGAGCUGCCUCUAGACCCCAUGGCGCUCUGCCAGGAGAAUUUCUCAGAGAUGAAGAAGCCUAGGUUCAUCCAUACCAAGCAAUUCCGUUUCCUCGACAAGGCAGCCAUACUAGAGCCCAACUUGGGCCUCCCUGAAAGGCCGACGAACCCGUGGAAGCAAUGUUCGCUAAUGGAUGUAGAAGAAGUGAAGAUGGUAAUAAAAAUGCUUCCCAUUUGGGCCACCACCAUAAUGUUCUGGACCGUCUAUGCCCAAAUGACUACCUUCUCUGUGCAGCAAGCAAUGACCAUGAGAAGGCACAUCGUCGGGGGCUUUUCCAUACCCUCUGCAUCGCUCACCCUCUUCUUUGUUGUCUCAAUCCUCCUUAUAGUGCCCUUGUAUGAUCGAGUGAUUCGCCCCCUAUCCCGCCGUAUCACGGGACACCCGCAGGGUUUCUCCCCCCUACAACGCAUAGCAUGUGGCCUCAUCCUCUCCGUCCUUGCCAUGGUUGCGGCAGCGCUCACCGAGAUAAAGCGUGUUCAUGCCGCACACCCUAGCUCUUCUGUGGUCCCCUUGAGUGUUUUUUGGCUAGUUCCACAGUUUGUAUUGGUGGGUGUAGGUGAAGCCCUUACUUACGUGGGUCAAUUGGACUUUUUCUUGAAGGAGUGCCCCCAAGGAAUGAAGAGCAUGAGCACAGGCAUGUUCCUAAGCACACUUUCACUUGGGUUCUUCUUCAGCUCCAUUCUGGUGUCCGUGGUCGACAAGCUCACGACACAUGGCAGUUCGGGAGGCGGAUGGAUUGCAGAUGAUCUGAAUAAGGGGAGGUUGUAUGACUUCUAUUGGUUGCUUGGAAUAUUGAGUUUUUUAAACCUUGGGGUGUUCUUCUUCUGUGCUAGGGGGUAUGUUUAUAAUGAUGCAAGGAUGGCCGAGGAGGAUGAAAUGAAGUGUCUUGAUAACAUGCAUGAGGAGCUUUAGGAUUGGUUAGGACUUGGCAUUUAGGGUUUUGUAAAUUUGAGGAGGUUGAUGUUGUUGCUUUUUACAUAUGUGUUUUUUGGUUUGGGUUUUGUAAGUUAUUGUUGUUAAUAAAUAAGAAACACCCCCUUCAUUAAUGGUGACGGCAGUUGUCACAUAA
Messenger RNA from Amborella trichopoda, 2236 nucleotides. RefSeq names its product nitrate transporter 1.1 (gene NRT1.1). Gene Ontology annotation, molecular function: transmembrane transporter activity. Gene Ontology annotation, biological process: transmembrane transport; oligopeptide transport. Lineage: Eukaryota; Viridiplantae; Streptophyta; Magnoliopsida; Amborellales; Amborellaceae. Gene Ontology annotation, cellular component: membrane. The record is from RefSeq and is a predicted model, not a curated record.